Galeopterus variegatus (Sunda flying lemur) is the source of this 408-nucleotide messenger RNA. RefSeq names its product KIAA1024-like ortholog (gene MINAR2). The transcript is spliced from 2 exons. NCBI's taxonomy places the organism in Eukaryota, Metazoa, Chordata, Mammalia, Dermoptera, Cynocephalidae. The record is from RefSeq and is a predicted model, not a curated record. The annotation marks the transcript as partial.
AGAGAAAAAAAGAAUAUUCCUGCUCAACCAAGUAAGGGAUCCAGUACGGAGGGUCUUGUCACCAAUGAUAGCCCCCCACCAUCCAUGUCACCAGUUAUGAAGAAUAACCCACUAUAUGGCGACAUAAGUUUGGAGGAAGCUAUAGAAGAAAGAAAAAAGAAUCCUUCAUGGACCAUUGAGGAAUAUGACAAGCAUUCCCUGCACACAAACCUCUCUGGACAUCUGAAGGAAAAUCCUAAUGACCUACGGUUUUGGUUGGGAGACAUGUACACGCCAGGUUUUGACACCUUAUUGAAAAAGGAAAAGAAACAAGAGAAGCAAUCAAAAUUCUGUCGUAUGGGUCUGAUUUUACUCCUCGUUACCUCCAUCUUGGUUACCAUAGUGACUAUUAGCACUUUUUUCACCUAA